Saccharomycodes ludwigii is the source of this 828-nucleotide messenger RNA. It is a transcript of the gene COG2, whose product is annotated as Golgi transport complex subunit COG2. The coding region runs from base 1 to 828 and encodes 275 amino acids. The record is from RefSeq and is a predicted model, not a curated record. The transcript has a single exon. NCBI's taxonomy places the organism in Eukaryota, Fungi, Ascomycota, Saccharomycetes, Saccharomycodales, Saccharomycodaceae.
AUGCCAAAUAAUAAUAAUAAUAAGUACUUGGAAGAAGAUGACGUCGAUGAUUUUUUAAGAGAAUUGCAAAAAGAAGAUUUACCACUAUCUAAGGAAAUUAAUAAGGAUUUAUUUGCUACUAAAUCAAUAUCUUCUGAAACAGAUUACGCCAACAUAUCUACCUUAUUAUUGGAAAACAAUCUACAAUAUACUGAACUAGAUCAAUUAUGUCAAGAUUUUAAUACUCUGUCUCAAUCUAUGAAACUGGAUACCAUAGAAGAUGUUAAAAGGGUUAUACCAGCUUUUAAUAACUUGAAUAGUAGCGCAGGUUCUAAAGAUACAACUGCUACAAUUAAUAAUAAUAGAAUGGUAUUACAGGAAUGUUCUUUAAAAAUAGCUCAAUUGGGUCAAUAUAUUGCCGAUCAUCAACAAAAUUUUACACAGUAUAACAUAAAUGUUAUACAGGAUAUUUUAAACUUUUUAGUUGAACUGGACAAUUUGAUAGCUUUAACUAAAAAACAUUGUUACAUAUAUAAAUUGGUGGAUUUCCUACAAAAGCAGAACACCAUAGUGGUUAAGUUAACUGAUAGCACAAACAAUGACGAUACUGAUAGAGUAGCGGUGAAAUUGUUGUUGAGAUAUCAUCACAUGAUUAAGCUUUUGCACAAAUUAUUUCAAGAUACAUGCAAUUGCCACUCACAAUUGAUUAAAAUGAUGAGGAGUCAGUUUGAGGAAAUCCUUGACAAUUAUAACAAUUUGUUGACGGAUAAAUUACUAUUGAAAAUAAAUAAUGGAAAUUCAGAAGCAUUAAACCAAGCAUUGAAAUACAUUUUGGAAGAUAUGGUAUAG